Molecule: messenger RNA, 1226 nt
Organism: Raphanus sativus (radish)
Lineage: Eukaryota; Viridiplantae; Streptophyta; Magnoliopsida; Brassicales; Brassicaceae
Product: pathogenesis-related thaumatin-like protein 3.5
Exons: 3
Coding region: 231-974 (247 amino acids)
Biological process (GO): defense response
Cellular component (GO): extracellular region
Source: RefSeq, a predicted model, not a curated record
UUUUUUUUUUUUUUUUUUUUUUUGAUUAACCAGGUGUUGGCCCCUUCGGGACCCACCACCUAGGCCUGGCGCCAGCCUGUGUCUGUACCGGUUAAGGCCCUGGACACGCCUCCCCGCCCGAGUUUCGAACCCGCGUUCCCUCAGCCGAAGCCUCGGGAUACCACUGGACUAGCUCGUCCGGGUAAAAUAUGAUAUGUUGAUCGUUAAUAUUUUCCAAAAAAAAAAAGAGGAUGGGAUAUCGUCUCAAUUUGGCACCAAGGAUCUUGUUACUACAUCUCACACUAUUAUCAGUGACAAAAUGGUCCGAAUCGGCAAGAGUAUUCACGAUCGUGAACUUAUGUGACCAAACAAUAUGGCCGGCUAUAACACCCGGAGAAAACUUCAGCGGCGGAGGAUUCAAGCUCAAACCGGGCCACUCCAUCGUCUUCAACGCGCCAGUAGGGUGGUCAGGUCGAAUCUGGGGACGAACCGGCUGUAAUUUCAACAGAACCGGAACCGAAAGCUGCGAAACCGGUUCAUGCGGCUCAAAGUUAAAAUGCUCUGCCUCUGGAAAACAACCAGUUUCACUAGCCGAGUUCACGUUAGCUUCAUUGGAUUUCUACGACGUGAGCCUCGUCGAUGGAUACAAUCUCCCGAUGACAGUGACUCCGGUGAAUGGAACAGGAAACUGCAACGUCGCCGGCUGCGUCGCCGAUUUGAGGCGAAGGUGUCCUGUGGAGCUUGCCGUGAAAUCUAAGGGGAAAGUGAUAUCGUGUAGGAGUGCUUGUGAUGUGUUCGAUAGUGAUCAGUAUUGUUGCAGAGGAGAUUAUGGGAAUCCUUCUACGUGUCGACCAAGUCAUUACUCGAAAAUAUUCAAGAAGGCUUGUCCAACUGCUUACAGCUAUGCUUAUGAUGAUCCGACCAGUAUCUUCACUUGUACCGGAUCUGAUUACGUCAUCUCUUUCUGUUCCUACAAGAGGAAGAAGCCGGUGUGAACGUAACAUGAUAGAACAAGUUGGUGUGGUUCUGAAUUCUGGUGGAUUCAAGCGAUGUUGCCUCUCGUUGCUUUUUUACCUAAUUUCGGGAUUCUGUUUUUUAGAUAAACAAGUUUUUUUCCUACGGGAAUAAUUCAUGUUUGUAUUUUGUUAAAUAAGCUUCACAUAUGGCAUAUGCCAUAUGCUGUUGAUGAUGCUAAUUUCAAAGUAAGAAUAAAGGUUUGUUUGUAUGAAAGCAAAUAUGAAAACAUA